AUGGGGGUGGUCCGAGCUUUGGGACGGCCCAGUUUUCAGCGGACCUGGUCUAAAGGACAUACCACACGAAGCACCGGGGGGGGCUCUGGGGGCGUGCUAGCCCCAGGCCUUCUUCCCGCCGCCCUCCGACAGCCGGGCAGCAGCCAGCCAACUGGGGAAUCACCACCACAUUGCCUUCUCGCCGCCAGCGCAGUCUCUGCGGCCAAGGCCAAUCCGUCGUCGACUGGCGAGCUCAGCCAACACUUGCCUCCGGGUCGAAACCCGUUACAAGGCUCCCCUCCAAGCGCCCGGCACUGCCGGUUCCCUUGA
Messenger RNA from Penicillium longicatenatum, 309 nucleotides. RefSeq lists its product as uncharacterized. The transcript has a single exon. NCBI's taxonomy places the organism in Eukaryota, Fungi, Ascomycota, Eurotiomycetes, Eurotiales, Aspergillaceae. The record is from RefSeq and is a predicted model, not a curated record. The coding region runs from base 1 to 309 and encodes 102 amino acids.